Messenger RNA from Exaiptasia diaphana, 973 nucleotides. Its product is annotated as basic proline-rich protein. NCBI's taxonomy places the organism in Eukaryota, Metazoa, Cnidaria, Anthozoa, Actiniaria, Aiptasiidae. The record is from RefSeq and is a predicted model, not a curated record.
UCCGUUUUUCGAGGAUCUCGUUUAGAUAAUUAUCUGGAUGGAAAGCUUAUAUGAAGAAAAAGCAUAAUUGAAAAAUUCGAAAACCAAUCUGCACCUGUUUUAUUCCCUUGAACGACUGAUUUCCAUAUCAAUGUAGAGAAAUUAGAUCUACUUAUCUUAAUCAUGGACUAGAUAAAAAAACAAGAAAACAUCUCCUUGGAAGUAAAACUACAACUGUGCCUUUCAAACAACAGCAACAACAAAAGACGUUAUUCGACAAAGGUGAAAAUGACUUCAAAUGUCAAAAGCUUGAAGUAUCGAGUUAUCUGCAAUGAAAACAAUUUGUCUUUUAGAAGCAAAACUUCUCAUGGAAGGCGAAAUAGUUUUUUUCUUCCAACGCAUUUGGAAUUGUUCCUUGGUUCAGUUUCGCUCAGAAAGGCUUUUCUCUUUACAAUGAUAAUGAUAAAUGGAAUUUCACCUGCAAUCCUUGAAAGUGUCUAUCCAACACCGUCUUUGCRGCCAACAGAAAGUUCAACUUCAAGUCGAACGCAAAAACACACCUUUCSAACAGCUUUAACCGUUCUUCAAAGCCUUUCUCUUUCGUCGUGCUUAUCAUCUAAAGAAGCAACUCAAAGAUCUUCACAAACUGCGGCUACUACACCCCAAGGUCUGUCACCUCAACCAUCAUCUUCCACGGGGCCAGCAGGAUCGCUACCAACAACAACCUCACGACAUGCAUCACAAUUACCAAGACCCGGAGGAACUCUACCACCAUCGCAGACACCAACUUCAGGAUCUGAAGGACCUCCACCUGCACCACCAAUACCAGGAUCGCCACCACCAUCGCCACAAUCAACCACAGGACCUACAGGACAUCCACCGCCACCUCAAAUCCAUGGAUCAUCACCAUCUCCAUCAUCGACCUCAGGACCUGCAGGACCUCCGCCACCACCACCACCACCAAUUCCAGGACCACCACCGCAACCACCACCAC